AUGGAGAAGACGGAGACGGCGGGCGGAGGAGAUGCAGUGGCAGCUCACAGGGCGAAUGAGGCUACGACGGCUAGUACGAUUAGCAGUCGAGACAGCGAGAAUGGCACGUCGACGUCCGACUACCGCAUGAGCAGCCAGGCCAUAAAGUCUGUGAAUGAAUUACUGGAAAAGGAUGCAGAGGACGAGAGCUUGCAGAGGUACAAAGAGCAACUCCUGGGGGCUGCAGCUCAUGGAGAUCGAGGAGACACAACGGACUCACGUCGUGUUGUGGUGGAGGAGUUCAAGGUGGAGUUUGAGGACGGGAGGGAGGAUAUCGUGUACAAUUUGGACACGCUGCAGGGCGUUGAGCAUAUGCGCACGACGCCUUUCGUCAUUGAAGAAGGCUCUCGCUACCGUUUCGCCAUCUCCUUCCGCGUGAACCAGACGAUUGUGAGUGGCCUGCGCUUCCACAAUAAAGUGAAGAAAACUGUGCUGGCCACGCGCGACGAGAUUGUGCUGGGCUCGUACGCUCCGCGAUCGGAGAACUACGUGUUUGUUUUCCCUCGCCACGACUGGAUGGAAGCUCCGUCGGGGCUGUUCUACCGUGGCAAAUACAUGGGCAGAUUCAUCUUCGACGACGAUGACCACGUCGAACACCUUAAGUUGUUCUACACAUUCGAGAUCAAGCGAGCCUAA
Messenger RNA from Phytophthora sojae, 675 nucleotides. RefSeq lists its product as hypothetical. Gene Ontology annotation, molecular function: Rho GDP-dissociation inhibitor activity; protein binding. Gene Ontology annotation, biological process: Rho protein signal transduction. The coding region runs from base 1 to 675 and encodes 224 amino acids. The transcript has 4 exons. Gene Ontology annotation, cellular component: cytosol; cytoplasm; membrane. Lineage: Eukaryota; Oomycota; Peronosporomycetes; Peronosporales; Peronosporaceae. The record is from RefSeq and is a predicted model, not a curated record.